CACACACUGAAUUGUUCAGCCAUGAGAAGCAGCUAGGAAAUUUCGCAAUCCCUGCAGGUGGCGCCAAGUGGAUACUAAAUUCACUUCAGAUCAAACUUAAAGCUGAAGAAAAACGAAGGGAGAAAACAUUAGAAGCAGCAGAGUGUUUCUCAAAUUACAAGACAUGGACGUCGAUGCUAGAAGUUGGGAUUCAAAUUCUAGGUUGAGGAUUGUUCUGGUUGGGAACACAGGGACUGGGAAGAGUGCUUCUGGAAACACCAUCCUGGGCAAAAAAGAGUUUAAAUCUGAAGCCAGCUCCUAUUCAGUUACAAAUGUGUGCGAGAAGAGAGAGAUGGAGAGAGGUGGAGAAGUGGCUCGGAGGAAUGUUGCUGUGGUCGACACCCCAGACUUGUUGGAUUCGGAGCGUUCUCAGCCUGAUAUUCAACGCCACGUUAAAGAUUGUGCUUCUCUGUCUGCCCCGGGACCCCACGCUUUCCUCCUGACCAUACAGACUGGACGAUUCACAGAAGAAGAGAAGAGAGCCGUGGAGACAAUCCAGGAGAUUUUUGGCGAGGGAGCUACAAGGCACACUAUUGUGCUUUUCACCCGAGGGGAUGAUCUGGAAGACGAGACGAUUGAAGAGUUUGUCCACAAGAACCAGCAUCUCUGCCGGCUGGUUAACAAGUGUGGAGGCAGGUACCACCUCUUCAAUAACAGGAAGACCAGCGAUUGCACCCAGGUCACUGAGCUGCUGGAGAAGAUAGAGAGCAUGCUGAAAGAAAACGGAGGCAGCUGGUAUAAGAUAAACCCCAAGAGAGAAGACAAAAGCCGAUGGCCACUGAUUAAAAACAUACUAAUUGGAGCGGUUUUGGGAGCAGCUGUGGGAGCAGCUGUGGGAGCAGCAACUGGCAAUUCAUCAGGAAAUGGAGCAGCAAUUGGAGCAAUAUUAGGGGUCUUCGGAUCUUUGUGGAGAUUUUUAAAAAAUGUAAAGCUAUUGUCUAGACGAAAUGCUGGUCCUGAGUUGAGGAUGGUGCUGAUUGGAAAAACUGGGACUGGGAAGAGUGCAGCAGGAAACACCAUCUUGGGCUCUAAGCAGUUUAAAUCUGAAACUAGCUCCUCUUCAAUUACAAAAAAGUGUGAGAAGAUUAAAGGAGAAGUUGAUGGGAGAAGCGUUGUUGUGGUCGACACUCCAGGCUUGUUUGACACCGAGCUCAGUAAAACAGAAGCUUUAUGUGAGAUUGGGAAGUGCAUUUCUAUGUCUUCCCCGGGACCCCAUGCAUUUCUGAUUGUGAUACAAGUGGGUCGAUUCACAAAGGAAGAGAGAGACACAGUGGAUCUAAUCAUGAAGAUUUUCAGUGAGGAAGCUGAGAAAUACACAAUGGUGCUCUUCACCCGCGGAGACGACCUGGAAGAUAAUGAGACGAUUGAGGAAUACAUUGAGAGAGGUGAUCCGUACCUCAAGAACAUUGUAGAGAAGUGUGGAGGCCGGUGUCACUCCUUCAACAACAAGAUGAUGAGCGAUCGCUCCCAGGUCACUGAGCUGCUGGGGAAGAUAGACAAGAUGGUGGCAAACAGAGGCAGCUGCUGCACCACUGAGAUAUACAAGAAGGGCUGGAGAAUUGCUGAUUCUGAGUUGAGGAUGGUGCUGAUUGGAAAAACUGGGACUGGGAAGAGUGCAGCAGGAAACACCAUCCUGGGCUCAAAGAAGUUUAUAUCUAAACCUAGCUCCUCUUCAAUUACAAAAGAGUGUGAGAAGAUUGAAAGAGAAGUUGAUGGGAGAAGCGUUGCUGUGGUCGACACUCCAGGCUUGUUUGACACGGAGCUCAGUAAUGAAGAAUCUUUACGUGAGAUUGGGAAGUGCAUUUGUAUGUCUUCCCCGGGACCCCAUGCAUUUCUGAUUGUGAUACAAGUGGGUCGAUUCACAAAGGAAGAGAGAGACACAGUGGAUCUAAUCACGAAGACUUUCGGUGAGGGAGCUGAGAAAUACACAGUGGUGCUCUUCACCCGCGGAGACGACCUGGAAGAUAAUGAGACGAUUGAGGAAUACAUUGAGAGAGGUGAUCAGCACCUCAAGAACAUUGUAGAGAAGUGUGGAGGCCGGUGUCACUCCUUCAACAACAAGAUGAUGAGCGAUCGCUCCCAGGUCACUGAGCUGCUGAGGAAGAUAGACAGGAUGGUGGAAAAGAACAGAGGCAGCUGCUACACCACUGAGAUGUACAAGAAGGCUGAAGCAGCCAUUGAAGAAGAGAAAAAGAGGAUAAUGAAGGAAAGCCCAAGUUGCAGUGAGGAAGAUGCUAGAAAGAAAGCAGAAGGAAGCAAUGCAUUUAUAAAAACAUUAAUGAUACUAGGAGCAGUAAUAGGAGCAUCAAUAGGAGGAUUGGGAGGACCAGCAGGAGCUGCAGCAGGAGCAGAUAUAGUAGCUGUGGUAAAUGACAAAUGUUCAAUACAGUAAAGUCCUGUAUGAGCCCUGACUUUGUCAGACUCCAGUGUAUUUCAAUGCACUUUCUGUUUACUUCAUGUAUUGUUUCUCCUUCUCUCUGUACAAUGAACGCAAACAUAUUACUGUGGCUGUUUUCUUCUUUUAAUUUAGCAAGAACCUCAAAUAAACUUUAAAACACAA
Molecule: messenger RNA, 2599 nt
Organism: Acipenser ruthenus (sterlet)
Lineage: Eukaryota; Metazoa; Chordata; Actinopteri; Acipenseriformes; Acipenseridae
Product: GTPase IMAP family member 8-like
Exons: 5
Coding region: 164-2431 (755 amino acids)
Molecular function (GO): GTP binding
Source: RefSeq, a predicted model, not a curated record